Lottia gigantea (owl limpet) is the source of this 339-nucleotide messenger RNA. RefSeq lists its product as hypothetical. Bases 1 to 339 code for a protein of 112 amino acids. NCBI's taxonomy places the organism in Eukaryota, Metazoa, Mollusca, Gastropoda, Lottiidae. The record is from RefSeq and is a predicted model, not a curated record. Gene Ontology annotation, molecular function: protein binding. The transcript has 2 exons.
AUGGCAGAAGCUGAUGAAAGAAGUGAGCUUAUGGCAAUAAAAGAAGAGUAUAUGAAACUUCAGGACCAUUUAGCAGAUGCUGAACUAAGAUACCAUACCUUGCUCAAUAUUAAGGAAGAAGAAAACAAAGUCAAUAUAGACUAUGAUAGAAACUUACAUAAAUUUGUUUCCAAAUUGUUCAACAAAUCUAAUUAUAGUGACAUAGUUAUUUUAUUAGAAGAUGGUCAUCUUAUAUCAGCACAUAAAGUUAUUUUAGCUUCUAGAAGUCAAGAUUGGGGUGUAGAAGAUUUUCUACUUACGGAUCAUAUUGAUUUAUCAGGUAUUAUUUCUGAAAUUUAA